AUGGUGCCCAACGCGUUUGAACUAAGAUUGGAAUCUACUUCAUCCGAUAAGUCCAACGGAAAGAAUUCUUCAAGACGGGAAACAAGCAACGGUACCAAUAAUGGUUCCUCAACUCCCACAAAAUCCCUUAACGGUUCAAGCGAAAAAAAUGAAAAAGCAAAGAUGCGCAAAAUGAUGGAAAACAGCAUCAAAUUACGAAGGAUGGAAUCUGAUAAUCGUGCAGCUAUCACCGAGACCGAAGGUCAACGGUCUCGCUACGGCGUCGUUACUACUCUUCCAACGGAAACGGUCCAAAACCUUGAUACUUUAACCGAAUCAACGGAACCAGGAACGGAAUUGUCAUUCAAAGCACGUCUUCAUGCUGUUCGUAAUGUGAGCAAUAGACUCGCUUUCUUGAUCUUGCGUCAUCAACUUUUGACCGUUCAAGGUGUUUUGCGCUCAGAUGAUUCAAAUAUCACUCGCCAUAUGGUCAGAUGGGCAGAACGGCUACCAAUUGAGACCAUCGUCUUUGUACGCGGAAUCGUACAAAAACCCAACGAAAGGUUGCAAAGUACAGAAUUUCAUAACGUUGAAAUCUUGAUCAAAGCGAUUCAUGUGAUCAGUAUGCCAAACGUGCCUCUUCCAUUCCAUCAUUAUGGAGCAUCAAGCGUUCCACAAACUUCGGCAAAGAUGGCCGUUUCCCAUUCAAACGAAGGAUCAAGAGCAAGUAUCAGUAGCGGCGAAAGUACGUACAGCGUUGGUGCUGAACCCGCCUCUGUCUCUUUACCUGUUCGUAUGGCAAAUCGUGUCUUGGACCUACGUUCUCCUCCUUCACAAGCAAUUUUCCGCGUUCAAGCUGCCGUUUGUCAAGCAUUCCGUCAGUUCUUGAACGAACAAGGUUUUAUUGAGAUUCAUACACCAAAGCUGCUUGGUGGUGCGUCAGAAAGUGGUGCAAGUGUGUUCAAAGUGGAUUAUUUCGGAAGAAGAGCAUGCCUUGCUCAAAGUCCACAAUUGUUCAAGCAAAUGUGCAUUUGUGCUGAUUUUGGUAGAGUCUUUGAAAUCGGUCCAGUGUUCCGCGCAGAAAAUUCAAACACACAUCGUCACUUGACAGAAUAUACCGGUUUGGAUUUAGAGAUGGAAUUGAGUGGAGACGAUUAUCAUGAGGCCAUGUAUAUGAUCGAUGGCUUGCUCAAAAGCAUUUUUGCUAAGUUGCAAAAGUCACACAAACUCGAAAUCGAAAUCGCCAGAAAGAUGUUCCCUAUUGACGAUUUCGUAUAUUUGGAUGAAACGCCAAUUUUGGAGUAUCGCGAAGGUAUUCAAAUGCUCUUGGACGCAGGGUAUACCGAAGAGAAUGGCGAUAAGCCGAAAUCAGAUGAAGAUUUGUCCACUCGUGCUGAAAUGCGUUUAGGAGCUUUGGUCAAGGAAAAAUACAAGACAGAUUUCUAUAUCUUGGACAAAUUUCCUCGUUCUGUUCGUCCGUUCUAUACCCAUCCUGAUGAAAAGAACAUCGUUGCAUCGAAUUCUUUCGACAUCUUUGUACGCGGUCAAGAGAUUAUUUCCGGUGGUCAACGUAUUCAUUUAGCUGAUGAAUUGGAGAACAACCUCAAUAAGCAACAUAUCGACACACAUGGCUUGGAAGAUUACUUGGACAGUUUCCGUUUGGCAGCUCCACCGCAUGCAGGUUGUGGUAUUGGACUGGAACGAUUUGUGAUGCUUUUCCUCGGCUUGAACGAUAUCCGCAAUGCAUCUUUGUUCCCGCGUGAUCCCAAGAGUUUACGCGAGACUCAAUUGCCAACCGACGAUCUACGUCAUCCAGAAGCAACAACCCUAGCCCGUAAGAGAGCACCAGAAGAUGGCUUGCCAAGCCUGGAGAAGCUCAUUGCCAAUUAUGGUGAUUCUUCCAACACAUCUUGGCUUGACGAUCGUUUCACGAUUUGGCGUGAGGAGAUAACUGGCGCAGCAGUAGGAUAUUGCAAGAUGAACGAUCGUUGUGUGGUGAUUGGUAAUCCGUUAUGUGAAGUUGGUCAAUAUAGCAAGGUUGCAAAUGCCUUUUUAGCCGAUAUGAAAAAGAAGAAGCUCAAGCCGAUCUGGCUUUUGGUUGGUGGCGAUUUCGAGUCUGUCUUGAGUCAAACAUGCAACUGGAAUUCGUUAUCGUGUGUAGUCGAAUCCCGAAUCAAAGGCGAUGCAACCGAAGCCGAGAAGAAGGCCCGCUCACAUGAGAAGAAUUUGAAGGUGACUCAUGUUCCAUUCGAAGAAGCUGUUAGCGAUGAGCAAAAGAAAGAGACUGAAAAAUGCAUCGAAGAGUGGAAGAGCAAGCGGAAAGAACGAGGAAAGCAGGUCCAUUUGACGAAUGUAUUGCCUUGGCAAGAUGAAGAACAUAGAUCCUACUUUUUCGUCCACGAAGGCACAACUUUGGUGGCCAUGGUGAUCCUUGCUCAAUUAUCCACCAGACAUGGAUAUCAAAUCAAGUGGGCUCUUGAUUUCCCCAAUGCGCCCAACGGAGCGAUCGAAUAUGCAAUCACGACUGCUAUGCAUACAUACCCAAGCGUAAAAUUGACUUUUGGUGGUUCUGCAGUGGAGAAUUUGGUAGCGGGAUCGAACAUUCGUGGUGUAAAAGCAAAGGCAUUAGAAGGAACUUAUCAUUCGAUCGUUGCCAAUUUGCACUUGCUUAACAAACUUGAAUUCCGCAAGAAGUUUGGUGCUUCUUUAGAUGAAAGAUUAUGGAUUUGUUAUCCACGUGGAGGAAUGGGACCUAGAACGAUUAAAACGAUUUUGUCAUUCUUUGGUGCAACGGAUUAGGUAGAAGGUUGAAGUUGUUAUGUUUGUUGUCGUC
Meira miltonrushii is the source of this 2812-nucleotide messenger RNA. RefSeq names its product aspartyl-tRNA synthetase. NCBI's taxonomy places the organism in Eukaryota, Fungi, Basidiomycota, Exobasidiomycetes, Exobasidiales, Brachybasidiaceae. Gene Ontology annotation, molecular function: aspartate-tRNA ligase activity; ATP binding; RNA binding. The transcript has 3 exons. The record is from RefSeq and is a predicted model, not a curated record. Gene Ontology annotation, biological process: aspartyl-tRNA aminoacylation. Gene Ontology annotation, cellular component: aminoacyl-tRNA synthetase multienzyme complex; cytoplasm; cytosol. The coding region runs from base 1 to 2778 and encodes 925 amino acids.